AUCGUUACCUUAGUGACAAUACCUCGUAUCUACAAAUUUUACGAAAAUGACUUUUUGAUAUUAACAUUUUUAGAAUCUCUUUGCGCGUAAUUUUGAUCAUAACCAAUAUUGUGAUAAGACGCUUAUUUUCCCUCCAAUUUACGGUUUUGUGAUACAUCGUAUCUGAUUGUUACAUGUGAUAUCGCGUAUCUACAAGUUUUUGUACCUGUAUUUUAAGGUUUCAAUAAAUCAACAGAAUACAGCUUAUUUAAGAACAGAUAUGGCGAAGCGAAGGUUACAAAAAAUUCUAGAUUUGUCAUGUGCAAAUAACAAUAAUAAUUCUAACUAUAGUGGGGACCCUGGACAGAACAUCCAAAGCUUUGCAGAUAUUAUAUCCUCUUCUACAAUAGUCUUCGAUGAACAUUUCUAUUCUGAUGGAAAUAUUGAUACUAUCAUAAAUUCAGAUAUAUCUAUUGACAAUGAGGUUUUAGCCUUUCCAAUUGAUGAUAAUGCUAUUAAAGUUAACUGUGAUCAAGCUGAUCAAAAUUUUGUGACUGAAGAAAAUGAAAACAUAAAUAAUGUAGUAAUUUUGGCUGAAAAUGAAUUAGAAUAUUAUAAUGUUGAUGCUAUUACACUUCCAUUUGAAAUUAAUAAUUCUACUAUGGAAAUUUGUACUCGGGAAAAUAACAACACCGAUAAUAUUGAAAAUCAGGUAGUAGAACAACAUAAUAUAAAAAGCAAAAAUAUCCGAAGUAUAAAACCUAAACCUGAUAUGUGGAAGAGAAAAACCAGCCAGAAAUUGAGAAUGAAUGGUGAUGAUUAUAUAGGGUAUCAGAGAAAAGGAAAUGUUGUAUUUCAAGAUGUUACUAAAUUUUGUUAUAUAUUUUUAAAUAUUGAUCUCAAGGAUGAUUUCAAUGCAAUAUGAGUUUAUUUUAUUCUUUUUCAAAGUCUGAUAUUGAUGUUAAGUAUGAUGUUAUUUUAUGUUUUUUAAUUUUGUA
Messenger RNA from Melanaphis sacchari, 977 nucleotides. RefSeq lists its product as uncharacterized. NCBI's taxonomy places the organism in Eukaryota, Metazoa, Arthropoda, Insecta, Hemiptera, Aphididae. Bases 260 to 904 code for a protein of 214 amino acids. The transcript has 2 exons. The record is from RefSeq and is a predicted model, not a curated record.